AUGAACUUUUCCUCUGACAAUACUGAAGAAAACACUGCAUCAAGUCAAGGUAUUUCAUCACAUAGUAGUAGUCGAUCUUCAUCAAGAACAUCACAAAAGAGAAUGCGCGGUAGUCGUGUUGAUACUAAUGUUAUGGAAUUAGACUGCAGUUUUGAUCAUCUGAAUGAUGAAGAUAUCAAUCAAGUGCUGAUCACUGAUGACAUCAAGACAAUAAGCAGUUCGACUAGUGAAAAAAAACAGAAACUAUCAGAUAGUGAACUUAUUGAAAUAAUUGAUGAAUUUUUAUCAAUAGCAAAAGAAAAAUUGCAAGAAUUCGAUAUUAGCGAUGAAAAAUACAAUAACGGUGAUGAUGAACAAGUAAUUGACACUGUUCAACAGAACGCUUUAAGAGAAUCCGGAUUACAAAAAAAUGAAUUUCAGUCUGCAAUCAGCUGUCUAAACAGGGAAUAUAACGAUAUUCUUCCAUUGUUAAGAAAUAAUAGCGAUAAAGUUUUACAGCUACAACGUAUAAAACAAAAACUAGAAUGUGAAUUAAAACAUUGGCAAUCAUAUCUUCCUAUAUAUACAAGACGUUCGGAUAUUAUUGAAAAAUUGAAAAUAAAUCAAGUUUUGAUUUUAAAAGCUGAUAGUGGUUCAGGAAAGAGUACACAAAUUGUUCAAUAUCUGAGCGAUGCAAAUUUUGCUGAUGAAAAACAAAUUAUAUGUACGCAACCAUAUAAAUUAAUGGCACGAUCUUUAGCAGCACGAGUAGCUGAAGAAUAUGGAUGUAAGAUCGGUGAAGAAGUUGGUUUCCAAGUAGCCAGUGGUGAACCCAUCACUUCAAGUCGAACUAAAAUAAAAUUCGUUACUGAUACAGUCUUUCUCAAUGAAUAUCAAAACAGUCCAAUGUUAGAACAGUACUCAGUCGU
Molecule: messenger RNA, 908 nt
Organism: Rotaria sordida
Lineage: Eukaryota; Metazoa; Rotifera; Eurotatoria; Philodinida; Philodinidae
Source: the annotation of a GenBank genome assembly